AUGUGUCACCCAAAAAAUGAAAACGAACGUAGCACGGAAGGGCAGGCGACAAAAAAUACCGAAAGUGCCGACACGUUAAAGAGACAGCUCAGUGAAUUGUACGCCGACGAAGGUUGCCUAGGUUGCCAAAGUUGCCAACAUUGCGAAAAGGGUCAACCAGAAGAUACCUCCCAUUUUGUUAGCAGUGCAAGUUCCGGGAAAAAACGAGAAACUGCCACGGAAGAGCAUAACCCUGAAGAAAUUCACCAAAGUGCAAAUGCACAUGAAAAGGAGGACAAUGGGAUACACCAAAAUGGACAAACCCUAAACCCUGAAAAAACGAAUACAAAAAAGCAUAAAUCCUCAACGGAUGAACCACCAAAUAGGAGGGGGAAAAAAAAAAGAAAAAAAAAAUUUUAUGACAAUGAAGUGACCAAACCGUCGAAACAAAUGAUCAGAAUAAAUUACCUACUGCAAGCAUCAUUUCUAAUGAAUGAAUUUAACCCGAACAUCUCAAGGGAGUAUAUCAAAACGAUGAGAAAACUUUCGAACAAAUUUUUAAUAAAAUACGACAGAAAAUUUAAGAAACUCUUCUGCAAAAAAUGCAACUCGGUUCUCAUCCCAAGUGCUACUUGCAAGGUUUCUGUUAACCCACUAAAUUUGAGGAAGAAAAAAAAAAAAAAAAAAAAAGAGGAGGUGAGUAGCAAUUUGAAGGGGAAGGUGAGAGAUGAAUUUCUGGUUUCAUACCGAUGUAACUACUGCCAGCAUGACACGAAACUCGUUUACGAAAAUGGUUUGACCGCUCAGCGCGCGAAUGAAGCGGAGGCCGUCUGA
Molecule: messenger RNA, 813 nt
Organism: Plasmodium inui San Antonio 1
Lineage: Eukaryota; Apicomplexa; Aconoidasida; Haemosporida; Plasmodiidae
Product: ribonuclease P protein subunit RPR2
Exons: 1
Coding region: 1-813 (270 amino acids)
Biological process (GO): tRNA processing
Cellular component (GO): nucleolar ribonuclease P complex
Source: RefSeq, a predicted model, not a curated record